AUGCUCUCGCGUACGGCUACCUCUCUCCGCACUACUUCCCGUGCCGGCCGCCUCGUCCUCCGCGGCCUGGCCACCAGCGCACCCGUCUACGAGAACAAGCGCACCCCGCUGUACCAGCUCAAUGUCGACCGUGGGGCCAAGAUGGUGCCGUUUGCCGGGUACGACAUGCCGCUCUCGUACGGCGAUGUCGGGCAGGUCGCUGCCCAUAACCACGUCCGGACCGGCGCCGGCCUGUUUGACGUCUCACACAUGGUGCAGCACAUCUUCAGCGGCCCCGGUGCCCAGGCCUUCCUUAGCAGCCUGACCCCUACCUCGCUCGACAAGAUCGCCCUGAACGGCUCGUCCCUCUCUGUGCUGCUCAACGACAACGGCGGCAUCAUCGACGACCUGAUCCUUACCAAGCACGCCGAGGACGGCUCCAAGUGGUACACUGUGACCAACGCCGGUCGCGCGGACGAGGACAAGGCGCACUUUAGCGCCAAGCUCGAGGCCUGGAACAAGGAGCACCCGGACCAAGCGGUCACCUGGGAGAUUCUCGAUGGUUGGGGUCUUGUUGCGCUUCAGGGUCCCAAGGCGGCCGAGGCUCUCUCCAAGCUCACGGACGCUGACCUCUCGGCCCUCAAGUUCGGGCAGAGCAUGUACGCCGAGAUUGGCAAGGACAAGGUGCGUUGUCACCUUGCCCGCGGCGGAUACACUGGCGAGGACGGGUUUGAGGUUUCGAUUCCUCCCGAGUCGGCAGUCAGCAUCACCGAGCAGAUUCUCGCUGUUCCCGACGUCUGGCCUAUUGGUCUUGGCGCGCGCGACUCGCUCCGCCUCGAGGCCGGCAUGUGCCUGUACGGCCACGACCUGAACGAGAGCAUUUCGCCGAUCGAGGGCGGCCUGGCCUGGCUUGUCAGCAAGGACCGUCGCACCGAGGGCUCGUUCCCCGGCUCAUCGCGCAUCCUCGCCGAGCUCAAGGACGGACCCUCGCGCCGCCGUGUCGGCUUCGAGGUUCCGGGCGCGCCGGCGCGCGAGGGCGCCAAGGUCUUCGAUGAGGCCGGUAACGAGAUUGGCGUCAUUACCUCUGGUAUCCCCUCGCCUACCAUGGGCACCAACAUUGCUAUGGGCUACGUCAAGAACGGACAGCACAAGAAGGGUACGCCCGUGCAGAUUGAGAUCCGCAAGAAGCUCCGCCCCGCUUCCAUCCGUCCCAUGCCCUUCGUCCCGCCCAAGUACUACAAGUAA
Cutaneotrichosporon cavernicola is the source of this 1224-nucleotide messenger RNA. RefSeq lists its product as uncharacterized. The transcript has 3 exons. Lineage: Eukaryota; Fungi; Basidiomycota; Tremellomycetes; Trichosporonales; Trichosporonaceae. The coding region runs from base 1 to 1224 and encodes 407 amino acids. Gene Ontology annotation, biological process: glycine catabolic process. Gene Ontology annotation, molecular function: protein binding; aminomethyltransferase activity. Gene Ontology annotation, cellular component: mitochondrion. The record is from RefSeq and is a predicted model, not a curated record.